AUGGAAAAUAAUAGAUUUUAUUCAAAUCAAUCAUGUUAAAGAGAAUUAGAGUAAUAACUUAAAGAUUCAUUUUUAGAAAUUAAACUCUUAAAAUAAGAGAAUAAAUAUUUGUAAUUGAUUGAUUUAAUUAUUAUAUAGAUCAUCUACUUUUGAUGAAUUUAAAUUAAAAUAAGAAGAAACUAGAAAAUUAUAAUCUUUAGUAGUUGAAUUAGAAUAAAGAGUAUUAUCUUUAGAAGAAGAUAAUGCUAAAUUGGAAGCUGAAAUAGGAUAUCUGUAAAAAUAUCAAAUAAUAUUUAUUAGAAGAGGAUUUUCAUAAAGCAAAGAAAUAUAAGUGAAUUAAAAAGCUAGUUAUGCAUAAUUAGAAUAAGAAUUAUAAGAUUUAUAGAUAUAUUUAAGAAAAUUUAUAUAGUUAUAAGAAUUGUAAGUUAUUUAAAAUAUUUUUUAUAGUUUGAUUGAACAAGUACCUAAUAUUAAUUUAUAAUUAUGUUGGAAAGAAAUUAAUUAGAUAUUUAAAAAUUAAUUUAAUACUAAUUAAUAAAUUUAGAAUUUGUAAGAUGAAUUAAAAUUAAUUGAGACCACAUAUAAAGAACUUGUUCAUUCUAAAGAUAAUAAUUUGACAUCUUUAUAAGAAAUGGCUAAAUGUAUAAAUAAAUUAUAUAUAAUUUAGAAUAAAGUAUUAGAGAAUCAAGAGUAGAAAUAGAAAGAAUAAGAAAAGAAGUAUAAUUAAAAUAGAUGGAUGUAAAGUAAUCAGAAACUAAAUUAAGUGAUUUAUAAAAUGAAUUUACUUAUAUUAGUAAAAUAGAAACAAGAAAAAACAAUGUUUAAUUAGAAGCUGAAAAAUAAUUAAUUGAAUUUAGAAGAGGUAUUUCUACUACUAAAAAUUCUAAUCAUAAUGUAUCAUUAUUAAGAGACACAUUCAAAGAAAGAGAUACUUAUAAAGAAAUGAUACCUGAAAGAUUAAGAGAUUAAUCAGAUGUACUUCCAGUUACUUCUUCAAUAAAGAGAUUGAAUAGACCUUAUAUUGAAAUAAAUGAUAGAUUUGAUGAUUAUCAAGAGGCAACCAAAACUCCAAUAGAAAAAACUAUUGAUUAAACUAGAAAGAAAUUAAGUCGACAAUUAAGUUAAGCAAGUAGUCUUCGUGAUUAAAAAUAUAUUUGA
This is a messenger RNA of Paramecium primaurelia, 1158 nucleotides long. The record is from the annotation of a GenBank genome assembly. Lineage: Eukaryota; Ciliophora; Oligohymenophorea; Peniculida; Parameciidae.